AUGUGGAAGAAGGGCUCAGAAAACAUCAAGACUCGAGAGGAGCAAGGCGAUGGAAAUACACAACGAAAAACCAGUGCUCAAGUCCUGAACAGGCUCUACGAACAUGCUGAAAAUAUGCAGGCUGAAGAACGCGUCUUCUUCAUCCACGAAGUCAUAAACAAUAUAAAAGAGCUCUUUAUUAAUGGCAAAUGUGACGCUGUUACUUGGGACAAAAAAAACUUUCAGAUGUUCCAACUCAACCUCGAUCGUCAGGCUUCGGAGCUGAAACAAUGCAACUACAGCACUGAUGACUGGGAGGCAGUCAGAGCCGAAGUCCUCACACAUUUACGAAGACUUGAUAUCCUGGCCAGCAUGGAAAAAUAG
Messenger RNA from Conger conger (European conger), 363 nucleotides. RefSeq names its product interferon a3-like. The transcript has 4 exons. Lineage: Eukaryota; Metazoa; Chordata; Actinopteri; Anguilliformes; Congridae. The coding region runs from base 1 to 363 and encodes 120 amino acids. The record is from RefSeq and is a predicted model, not a curated record.